AUGCCUCCUCCAGUAGAGGAUGUGUCCGACGAGGAGUCUGGUGAUAUUCCUUUCAGCAAUGCGCCAAAGGGCGACGACAAGCAAGAGGAUGGCGAAAAUCAAGGAAGCGACGCCGAUGAGGACGACGAAGACGAUGACAACUACGUUGUGGAGAAGAUUGUCAGACACGACUGGCUCGAUGAUGGUACCCUUAAGUUCUUCGUGAAAUGGCAAGGAUAUGACGCUAUUAAAGACCACACGUGGGAGGAAGAAGAAAACCUUAUGGAGGGAGCUUCUGAGAUCCUCCAUUCAUAUUACGACAAGGUCGGUGGUCGCCCGGAAAGGAACGCAGAGAAGCCGAAGCCAGGCCGCAAGCGCAAGUCCAUGGGUGACGCAAGCUCGAAGACCGCAACUCCCACCAAAACCCCAGCUCCUGCAGCCAAGAGAGGCCGAAAGUCAGCGGCAUCAAAAUUGGCCGAGAAGUCCCCAGAGAGUUCCAUUCCACCCGAGGACGACGUCAGCUGGUUGCCAAAGGGCAAGUGGGACAAGGAGCUCAAGGAAGUCUCGACAAUUCAACAAGGGAAGGAGAAUGAGGGCUUGUUUGCGUAUCUCCUAUUCAAGAACGGGAAAACGGCCCGGGUGAGCGUCCAGGCAUGCUAUGAGAAGUGUCCCAGAAGGAUGCUUGAAUUUUACGAAAAACAUCUUGUCUUCAAGCAAGAGGGUGAGGAAUAG
Penicillium olsonii is the source of this 711-nucleotide messenger RNA. The record is from the annotation of a GenBank genome assembly. Lineage: Eukaryota; Fungi; Ascomycota; Eurotiomycetes; Eurotiales; Aspergillaceae.